Messenger RNA from Aplysia californica (California sea hare), 1704 nucleotides. RefSeq lists its product as uncharacterized. The record is from RefSeq and is a predicted model, not a curated record. NCBI's taxonomy places the organism in Eukaryota, Metazoa, Mollusca, Gastropoda, Aplysiida, Aplysiidae.
AUUACCGUCUGUCCAUGCCCAGCGAUCUGGGCGGCGCCUCGCAGGACGACGACUCCGUGCUGCAGUCGACAGAUUCCGACGUCUUCCUGACAGACACGGCCGCGGAGAACAUGGCCUGCCUCAACUACGUGAACGUCGCCAUCGAGGAGGGAAUGGGAGCCGCGGCGGCCCCCACCAUACCAACCUCGUCGGCCGCCAUGCCCCCGCUAGACGCAGUCCUCCCCCCGACCCACGAGGUGGUGGCCGGCCCCGCGACAAACUGCGCCUACCUGGCGUUUGAACCGCCACGAGCGGCCAGGGGAAACAGACAGGCCAACUACAUCGUGAUAGACCACCAGAACCCGGGCCAGGAGGGGGUAGGGGCUCCGGCCAGUCUGAGCAACCAGUCGCCCACCUCCCCGACCAGCGGGGUCUCCCUGCCCGAGUCACCCAGCAAGAAGCGCGAGAGCUACGCCAUGAUCGACUUCAACCGCACGGCAGCCUUGUCCAACGCCACACGGCCAGUGACCAUGGAGGAGGAGGGCGGGAGGAAGACGAGACACAACAGCACUAUCAGCGACAUGCCCUGACGACCUUGGAAACAGCGACAUGCCCUGACGACCUUGGAAACUAGCGACAUGCCCUGAUGACAUCAGAAACUGGGACAUGCCCUGACGACAUCAGAAACUACAACAUGCCCUGACGACGCGGGAAACAGCGACACACCCUGACCUUCGAAACAGCGACAUGCCCUGACCUGGGAAACAGCGACAUGCCCUGACGACGUCCGAAACAGCGACAUACUCCAUGUCCUGACAUCCGAAACAGCAAUAUGCCCUGACCUCGGAAUCAGGGCGGGAUCCUUCCUUCUAUCUGACACUGGACGUGCUCCUUCUGUCUGGCACUAGGCUGCUUCGUUCGUCUGGCACAGGGAGUGCUCCUUUCAUCUGUCUGGCGCAGGGAGUGCUCCUUUCAUCUGUCUGGCACAGGGUGUGCUCCUUCCUUCUGAAACAGGGUGUGCUCCUUUCAUCUGUCUGGCACAGGGCGUGCUCCUUUCAUCUGUCUGGCACAGGGCGUGCUCCUUCCUUCCAUCUGGCUCAGAGCAGAGUGCGGCGACAGUGCCUGUAUUGACAGAUGUCCGUGUGUCGGAGUUGCAGACUGUUUAUACCCAGUGAUGUGUGUCGUUGACAGCUGCCUGUUGUAAUCCUUAAUGUGCUCGUGUCUCGCGUGUGUGUCGCUGUGAUGUGAAUGACAUCACUGACGAGGUGUGUCAGACCGUUGCUUGUCAUGGUGGAGCGUGUUGUCGUCUGCGGUGUUGGUACGCAGGGCGUGGCGUGUCGUGUGUGGCGGUCCCUCCUCGGUUCAGCCGUGACGAGCGACGUUUUCUUUCAUCGUGUCAGCGAUAUGUGACCUUGCUCGGAUACGUCUGGUGCUCUCGGAUGUCGGAUCUGAUGACUUGACAGUUUUGUUGUUGAAAGUUUGGUGCGCAGCACAACCGGAAAGCUUGUUACUUAUUCUCGGAGACAAUCACACUGCCAGAAAUGUAUUGAGAUUACUACUUGCCAAAAUGUGUUAUAACUACGUGUUCUGAGACGUGAACCGUGUCUCGCAAAUUGCCAAAAGGGACAAGCAAUAUCGCUCCUCUGCUGCAGCACAGUGUGCAUCCGGUGAUGUUGUGCAGUCAUGGUUAGUCUCUCUGCCCCUACGGGCGAAAAUAACAAAAAA